CUGAUCAGAGACGUGGCUAAGGUAGGACUGAUCAGAGACGUGGCUAAGGUAGGACUGAUCAGAGACGUGGCUAAGGUAGGACUGAUCAGAGACAUGGCUAAGGUAGGACUGAUCAGAGACAUGGCUAAGGUAGGACUGAUCAGAGACGUGACUAAGGUAGGACUGAUCAGAGACGUGGCUAAGGUAGGACUGAUCAGAGACAUGGCUAAGGUAGGACUGAUCAGAGACAUGGCUAAGGUAGGACUGAUCAGAGACGUGGCUAAGGUAGGACUGAUCAGAGACAUGGCUAAGGUAGGACUGAUCAGAGACGUGGCUAAGGUAGGACUGAUCAGAGACAUGGCUAAGGUAGGACUGAUCAGAGAGACAGAGACGUGGCUAAGGUAGGACUGAUCAGAGACAUGGCUAAGGUAGGACUGAUCAGAGAAACAGAGACAUGGCUAAGGUAGGACUGAUCAGAGACAUGGCUAAGGUAGGACUGAUCAGAGACAUGGCUAAGGUAGGACUGAUCAGAGACAUGGCUAAGGUAGGACUGAACAGAGACAUGGCUAAGGUAGGACUGAUCAGAGACAUGGCUAAGGUAGGACUGAUCAGAGACAUGGCUAAGGUAGGACUGAUCAGAGACGUGGCUAAGGUAGGACUGAUCAGAGACGUGGCUAAGGUAGGACUGAUCAGAGAGACAGAGACAUGGCUAAGGUAGGACUGAUCAGAGAGACAGAGACGUGGCUAAGGUAGGACUGAUCAGAGAGACAGAGACGUGGCUAAGGUUGGACUGAUCAGAGACGUGGCUAAGGUUUGGGCCCUGGCCUCGGCCGCCACCAGUCUAGAACUGAGUCCUGACUCGGACCCUGAUGCAGACGCUCCCUGGGCCAGACACCCGUUUGGGCGCCACCUGCUGGAGACUCUUCUGGACCACUACAGUCUGAUGAGUGAUGUCCAGACUCUGGCCAUGCUGUGUAGUGUGUUCAGGACUCAGGGCUGCUCCCAGGACUGCUACUCUCUAUAUGGACAGCAACGCUCUUCUCUGUUCCCACCUCAUCUCUCACGAUACCCCAGUUACACAUCCAGCUCUGUGUCGUCAGGCUCCUGUUACAGCACCUCAGACUCCACCACCACCACCACCUGGAGCAUCGGUCGAGACCCGGAGCACGUCCCUCCCUUGGGGGAGUCCUCGCCUGACGACUAUCGCUAUGCCAACCAGAUGUACACAGACCCCCGCGAGCGAGAGAGAGAACAACACGACAUGAAUAAAAGGCUGCUGGACCCGGCCAACACCAUGCAGUUUGAUGACUUUAAGAAGUGUUACGGGGAGAUCCUCCAUCGCUGGGGUCUGAAGGAAAAGAGAGCGGAGGUCCUCAAAUUUACAUCCUGUCCUCCUGAACCUCACAAAGGCAUCGAGUUUGGUGUGUACUGCUGCCAUUGUCGUAGCCAGGCGCGGGGGACUCAGUGUGCUGUGUGUAAGCGCUUCACCUUCCAGUGUGCCAUCUGUCACGUGGCUGUACGAGGCUCCUCUAACUUCUGUCUGAGCUGUGGUCACGGGGGACACACCUCCCACAUGAUGGAGUGGUUCAGAACACAGGACCAAUGUCCUACAGGCUGUGGCUGUCAGUGUCUGCUACAGAGCACCUUCUGAGAGAGACACACACAGACUGAUGCAGACACACACAGACUGAUGCAGACACACACACAGACUGAUGCAGACACACACAGACUGAUACAGACACACACACAGACUGAUGCAGACACACACAGACUGAUACAGACACACACACAGACUAAUGCAGACACACACAGACUGAUACAGACACACACACAGACUGAUGCAGACACACACAGACUGAUGCAGACACACACACAGACUGAUGCAGACACACACAGACUAAUGCAGACACACACACACACACACACACACACACACACACACACGCACACACACACACACACACACACACACACACACACACACACACACACACACACACACACACACACACACACACACACACACACACACACACACACACACACACACACACACACACACACACACACACACACACACACACAGCAGUCCAUCCAUUUGAUCCUGAACCGGUGGAGCCUGGAGAGGUUGUAUGAUGAGAUGUUGCAGUAGAGUUUGUUAUGAAGGCCUUAAUGCCGAGAUGUUCCCCCACACAAUAAACAUCUGAUUGAAUACUUGAA
This is a messenger RNA of Salvelinus fontinalis (brook trout), 2199 nucleotides long. RefSeq names its product GATOR complex protein WDR59-like. The transcript has 7 exons. NCBI's taxonomy places the organism in Eukaryota, Metazoa, Chordata, Actinopteri, Salmoniformes, Salmonidae. The record is from RefSeq and is a predicted model, not a curated record. The coding region runs from base 923 to 1630 and encodes 235 amino acids.